This is a messenger RNA of Scatophagus argus, 3451 nucleotides long. RefSeq names its product pitrilysin metallopeptidase 1 (gene pitrm1). Lineage: Eukaryota; Metazoa; Chordata; Actinopteri; Scatophagidae. The record is from RefSeq and is a predicted model, not a curated record. Gene Ontology annotation, biological process: protein processing. Gene Ontology annotation, cellular component: mitochondrial matrix. Bases 174 to 3251 code for a protein of 1025 amino acids. Gene Ontology annotation, molecular function: metal ion binding. The transcript has 27 exons.
CGCAACUGCUGUGACAUGAUGACUGUAGUACACACGGCAUGAGAGGACACGGACCGGGGAUGCUCACCGAAAUAAUGUGGAAUUACUGACAAAAUCUGACUGCAGUUGUGUGACGUCGUAGCUGGACAUACAAGGAGUAGACAUACGUCAAUAACUUAGCAGCUGACAAAACCAUGUUUCGGCAAACGAAGACAGUCCUCCAGAAACUUCGAUAUGUAACAUUGAAUGGACGGCAGCGUACGUGGAGGCCGAACAGCACCUCAGCGAGAGAGAGAGCCGUUCACUACCAGCCAGGACAGAACAUCCACGGCUUUACAGUCAGAGAGGUCGUAGCGGUUCCUGACUUGUUUCUCACAGCAGUGAAGUUGACCCACGAUAAAACUGGAGCUCAGUACCUCCAUGCAGCCAGAGAUGACUCCAAUAACCUCUUCAGUGUCCAGUUCAGGACGACCCCCAUGGACAGCACAGGCGUCCCACACAUCCUGGAGCACACGGUGCUGUGUGGAUCUCAGAAGUAUCCCUGCAGAGAUCCUUUCUUCAAGAUGCUCAACAGAUCCCUGUCCACCUUCAUGAACGCUUUCACAGCCAGUGAUUACACCAUGUAUCCGUUCUCAACCCAAAACGGGAAGGACUUCCAGAAUCUUUUGUCCGUUUAUCUGGACGCAGUUUUCUUCCCUUGUUUACGAGAGCAGGAUUUCAGGCAGGAGGGCUGGAGGCUGGAGAACGAAGACCCCGCAGAUCCCAGCACCCCUCUGGUGUUUAAAGGAGUCGUGUUCAAUGAAAUGAAGGGGGCUUUUUCGGAAAACGAGCGCUUGUACGCCCAGCACCUGCAGAACAAGCUGUAUCCAGACCACACCUACUCCGUGGUGUCCGGAGGAGAGCCUCUGGCCAUCCCCGACCUGACCUGGGAGCAGCUCAGGCAGUUCCACGCCACACAUUACCACCCCAGCAACGCCAGGUUCUUCACGUAUGGAGAUUUGCCUCUGGAGCAGCACCUGAAGCAGAUUGAAGAGGAAGCUCUGUCCAAGUUUGAAUGCAUCAACCCGAACACAGAAGUUCCCUCUCAGCCGCGCUGGAGCCGCCCUAGAGAGGACCAUGUGACCUGCAGCCCGGACCCUCUGGCUCCAGAUCCAGCCAGGCAGAACACGCUGUGUGUGAGCUACCUGCUGGGAGACAUCACUGACACAUUUGAAGGAUUCACUCUCAGCCUGCUGUCGUCUCUCAUGGUCUCCGGGCCCAACUCUGCCUUCUACAAAUCUCUCAUCGAACCCAAGAUCGGAUCCGACUUCUCCUGUGUGGUCGGAUACGAUGGCAGCACCAAAGAGGCGUCGUUCAGCAUCGGACUGCAGGGGAUGGCUGAGGAGGACACCGAGCGGGUGAAACAAAUCAUCAGCCAAACCGUCGAUGACAUUAUAGAGAGUGGCUUUGAGGAGGAAAGAAUCGAGGCUCUCCUCCAUAAGAUUGAGAUCCAGAUGAAACACCAGACCACCAACUUCGGCCUUUCUCUGGCCUCGUACAUAGCAUCAGCGUGGAACCACGAUGGCGACCCUGUGGGGCUGCUGCAGAUCAACGAAAGUGUUUCACAGUUCAGACAAGCCUUGAAAGAAAACCCUCGCUUCCUCCAGGACAAAGUCAAGCAGUACUUUAAGGAGAACACACACAGACUGACCCUGUCCAUGAGUCCGGACGAGGCCUACGUGGAGAAUCAGGCCCGGGCUGAGGAGGAGAAGCUUCAGCAAAAGGUCCUGGAUCUGUCUGAAGGUGACAGAAAGGAAAUCUAUGAGAAAGGUCUGGAGCUGCUGGCCGCUCAGACUAAAACCCAGGAUGCCUCCUGUUUGCCUGCACUCAAAGUGUCCGACAUCGAGCCCACGAUAGCCUUCACUCCUGUUCACGUCGGCACUGCAGGAGGUGUUCCAGUUCAGUUCUGCGAGCAGCCCACCAACGGUUUGGUUUACUUCAGAGCCAUGUGCAGCCUCAACACCCUGCCAGAGGACCUCAGGCUUUACGUCCCGCUCUUCUGCAGUGUCAUUACCAAGAUGGGCUGUGGAGCUCUGGACUACAGGCAGCAGGCCCAGCAGAUGGAGCUGAGGACGGGGGGCAUGUCUGUCUCCCCCCAGGUCAUCCCCGACUCCACCCAUCUGGACAUGUACGAGCAGGGGGUCCUCCUGUCCUCCUCCUGCCUGGAGAGGAACCUCCCUCACAUGUUUCAGCUGUGGAGCGACAUAUUCAACAGCCCCCACUUUGAUGCGGAGGAGCGCCUCAGGGUGCUGGUGAUGAUGUCAGCACAGGAGCUGGCCAACGGGAUCUCGUACUCUGGUCAUGCGUACGCGAUAACCCGAGCGGGCCGCCACCUGACUCCAGCAGGAGACCUCCAGGAGACGUUUGGUGGGAUGGAUCAGGUGAAGUUCAUGAAGAGGAUAGCUGAGAUGUCGGACCUGAGCCAAGUCAUCCGAACUCUGCCCAGGAUCAAGAAACACCUUCUGAACCCUGACAACAUGAGGUGUGCAGUGAACACAACUCCACAGAAAAUGUCUGACACAGCAGCACAGUUGGAGAGUUUCAUGAAAGAGAUCACUGAAAACAGAAGAGAACGCAGAGCCGUCAGAGCCGCUGUCGUCGAGAGGCCACUGGACCCCCUGGAUGAGUCCGGACCGACUAGGAAGCUCAUCUCUGAGCCGAAUUUCCAUCCGUGUCAGAUGAAAACUUUCUUCCAGAUGCCGUUUCCUGUCAACUUUAUUGGCGAGAGUAUUCGCACGGUGCCGUUCACUCACGACGACUACGCCAGUUUGUGCGUCCUGGCGAGGUUGAUGUCGGCGAAAUUUCUUCAUGGAGAGAUCCGGGAGAAGGGAGGAGCCUACGGGGGCGGGGCCAGGAUGGGAGGAGGUCUUUUCUCCUUCUACUCCUACAGGGACCCGAACUCGGUGCAGACCUUGUCGGCGUUUCGUAAAGGUGUGGACUGGGCGAAGUCGGGACAGUUCACCCAGCAGGACAUCGAUGAAGCCAAGCUGUCCGUCUUCUCGUCUGUCGACUCGCCUGUGGCCCCCGCCGACAAAGGGAUGAGUCGCUUCCUCAGCGGAGUCACAGACCAGAUGAAACAGAACCACAGAGAACGACUCUUCGCCGUCAGUCACAGAAGCCUGGUGGAAGCGGCCGAAAGAUACCUCGGUGUCGGUCAGAGGACGUGUGGCGUCGCCAUCCUGGGCCCAGAGAACGAGACCAUCAAAAAAGAUCCCUCAUGGAUUGUAAAAUAAUCCAAUCAGUGGGUAUUUAACAUUUCAAAUCUAAGUGAAACAUUGAAGCUGAAGCACACAACACCGGGAGCAGGACUGUGGCCCGAUCAGUUUCUUCUGGUCCCAGUCUGAUUCUUCAGAUUAAUCCUCUUCUUGCUGUGUAUCCCGUUAUGUACAUAUUUAUAAAAAUGUGACAAUUACACGAUCAUGUUGAGAUACAA